UUUCUCUUCCCCACCAAUAUUGCGACCGUGUUUCGUUGCUGGUGCGUCGGUGUUAUCGUCCCAGACGUCCUUGUCGCGUCUUCCCGUGCGGCUUUUAAUUUCGCGAUAUCUCCCGCCACCGUGGCUGCUCCAUUGCAACGGGUUCUAGACCGCGUUCGCUCGCCUACCUACUGAUCGUUGUCACCGUCUCCGCUUUGCAGGAAAUUCCUUCUCGCGGAAUUAGGAAUAAACGAUCCACAGCACCAGGUAUGCCUGUCAAAGUGGACAUAACGCCUAGACCACCAGCCAACUCUAAGCAAUUGGGCGUCACUGGAUCUAUUUUGUACAGCGGAUCAAGGUUCCAAGGAUUCCAAAGGUCUAAGGGUAACAGUUACGAAGUGGAAGUUGUGCUACAGCAUGUCGACGAACAAAACGGUUAUUUGUGCGGUUAUCUAAAAAUUAAAGGUCUAACCGAAGAAUUUCCUAAUUUAACCACAUAUUUUGAUGGGGAAAUCAUAAAUAAAAAGUGUCCUUUUUUAACAAGGAAAUGGGAAGCUGACGAAGAAGUGGACAGGAAACAUUGGAAUAAGUUUGAUGCAUUUUGUCAAUAUGCUAAGACAUUUAAUUCUGACGCAUUUGACUACGAAAAUCUCAAAAAUGCUGAUCAUGUGUUUAUGCGAUGGAAGGAACAUUUUUUAGUGCCUGAUCACACUAUACGUGAUAUUAGUGGUGCUUCAUUUGCUGGUUUUUAUUAUAUUUGUUUUCAGAAAUCAACUUCGUCUAUUGAAGGAUAUUACUACCACCGAAGUUCUGAAUGGUAUCAAACACUAUGCCUAACACAUGUCCCAGAGCACAGUACUCAGAUUUAUGAAUUUAGGUGAUUUAUAUAAUAUACCAAACAUAAAAGUUAACAGUGAAAAUGGUUCAGAAGUAUAUGAACUACCUCAAGGUUAUUGUGAUUUUUUAAGCAUUUUUCCUUUUUUAAUUACUUUGAUAACUAAUUAA
Sipha flava (yellow sugarcane aphid) is the source of this 984-nucleotide messenger RNA. RefSeq names its product glucose-induced degradation protein 4 homolog. NCBI's taxonomy places the organism in Eukaryota, Metazoa, Arthropoda, Insecta, Hemiptera, Aphididae. The transcript is spliced from 5 exons. The coding region runs from base 249 to 860 and encodes 203 amino acids. Gene Ontology annotation, cellular component: extrinsic component of membrane; GID complex. Gene Ontology annotation, biological process: protein targeting to vacuole; negative regulation of gluconeogenesis; proteasome-mediated ubiquitin-dependent protein catabolic process. The record is from RefSeq and is a predicted model, not a curated record.